Molecule: messenger RNA, 2295 nt
Organism: Iphiclides podalirius (scarce swallowtail)
Lineage: Eukaryota; Metazoa; Arthropoda; Insecta; Lepidoptera; Papilionidae
Source: the annotation of a GenBank genome assembly
AUGUUGGUGUCUCGCCAUGCAGCGCGCGGGUGGGAGCACGGCCUGUGCGCCAUGAGCCACACUCCUAUAGGCGGCAACCCGCAAGGUUGGGAGCACAAGCUUGCUGAUAGGUCGUCGCUGCCGCCAGCUUCUGGGGAGGAGAAAAGCAAAUCUCAGUCCAAACAUGUGUUCACACACCCACACUUGUCCAAGAUGGGAGCGGCGGCGUGGCGCGAAGAGACGGAGGGCUCGUCGGGCAGUUUGCCGCGCUCGCCCGCCUCGCCGCCCUACAUGCGCUGGGCCCGAAGCCUGCACGAGCUUCUCGAGGACGCGGAGGGGGUGCGGCUGUUCCGCAAGUACGUGUCCGGCGCGGGCGGGCUGCACGUGGACCGGCUCAACUUCUACUUCGCGGUGCAGGGCCUGCGCCAGGAGUCGGAGGCGGCCAAGAUACGCCAGGUCGUCUCGGCGAUCUACAAAUUCCUCCGCAAGUCGCAGCUAGCGAUGCCCGAAGAGCUGAAGCAGCGGGUGAAGCAGAGCCUCAAGGAGGGCUCUGUCAUCGAGAAGACCAUCUUCGACCACAUGGAACAGGAGGUGACACUCGCUAUCACGGAGACCACGUACCAGGCGUUUCUGCGCUCGGAGGCGUACGUGUCGUACGUGAGCGCCGCCACUCAGCCGCUCUCCUCGCCCGACACCGAGCCCCACCACCGCGACGUCGCCACCCUGGGCUGUGGGCUGGCGACGCUGCACGAGGGUCAGGAGCUGAGCGCCGGCGCCCCCGCGCGACUCACUCACGACGCCCUGCUCGCCACACAGACGCGCCGCCUGCACUCGGACGCCGCCCCCCACCGCAAACGGUCGGUGUACAGCGCGCACGUCACGUACGCCGGGUACUGUCCCGCCUCGCGCCAGGACUCGGAGCGCGCGAGCCUCAGCAGCGGCCGCACGGACAGUGACGCGGUCUCGCUCUCCGGUAGCAGCGUCGACGGCAUGUCGGGGAGGCCCCGCGAGCCGCGCGAGUCCCGCCACCGUCCGCGGCUGCACGGCCUCGACCGCCACGCCGUCAUCAACAAGGAGCAGGACACCGCGAUGGUGAUACCGCGCACGCAGCGCGUGCAGUCGGAGCAGAUGCGCGCGCUCCCGCCGCAGGAGUUCGCCGCGUUGCUCAGCGAGAAGCUCGAGCGUGUGAGGCGCGACAUCGACGCGAAGGAGCGGCUCGAGCGGCGCCUGGCGGAGGGCGACGGCGAGGAUGCUUCCACUCAGGCGCUACCUCCGCAACUGGUGGCGGCAGCCAUUCGCGAGAAGCUGCAACUGGACGACGACAAUGAUCAGGAUAUCCUCGACCAGCACGUGUCGCGCGUGUGGUCGGAGCGGACGCCGGGCGCGUCGCCGCCGGGCGGGCGGCGGGCGCGGGCGCGUCACGCGACACACGUGACGCAUGUCACGCAUCCGACGCACGUCACGCACGCCGCGCGCCGCGCCGCCUCCGCCCUCUCCGCCGACUCGGGCCACUACGACGCCCCCGAGGGGCUGCACCACCCGCACUCGCUCACGCGCAGAUCGUUCUCGAAGAAAACGGCCACCGAGCUGACGGACAGCGGCGUGUCGGUGGUGAGCGAGGGCACCGCGAGCGGCGUGAGCGCGGCGAGCGUCGAGCCGCGCAUACUUCUCUGGAUCGCGGAGGGCUCCGAGCGGCUCGAGAGGCUCGAGCGGCUCGAGCGACUCGAGCGUCGCCACCGCGACCUGCCCUCGCGCGCAUCGAGCGCCGAGCGCGACGAGCCCCGGCGCCGAGCCGACCGCGCCCCGCCGCGCCCACGCGGCGGCGGCAAGGCGGGCGGCGGAGCGGGCGGGCCCGAGCACACGGUGGUGGUGGUGAGCUUCCUGGACGAGAACGUGCCCUACCGGUUCAAGGUGCCCUCCGUGCCGCUCACCCUCAAGACCUUCAAGGAGUACCUGCCCCGGAAGGGGAACUACAGAUAUUUCUUCAAGACGGAAUGCGCCGAUUUGGACAACACCGUGAUACAGGAGGAGGUGAGCAACGACAACGACACGCUGCCGAUGUACGAGGGCAAAGUGAUGGCGCGGGUGAAGAAUAUCGAGAACGGUUUGGGCGUCGAGCGCAGUGGGAACAUUUGGCGUGUGUGCAUACGACAAUAUAAAGUCCACCUUGAAACUGGGCCCCGACCGAAACAAGCUUCGAGCUCCGCACAAACUACUCCGAACUCGCGCUGCGCUAGGUGCCGGCGGAAUUGUUCGCUCGCACCGCCACCAAAUACGUGUUCCGCCGGGGCCACGCGCAGCGCGACAUGUCCAUAU